This is a messenger RNA of Mugil cephalus (flathead mullet), 2850 nucleotides long. RefSeq lists its product as uncharacterized. The transcript has 5 exons. Lineage: Eukaryota; Metazoa; Chordata; Actinopteri; Mugiliformes; Mugilidae. The coding region runs from base 1 to 2145 and encodes 714 amino acids. The record is from RefSeq and is a predicted model, not a curated record. Gene Ontology annotation, molecular function: nucleic acid binding; zinc ion binding.
AUGGACAGAGAGCAACCAUUGAUGUCCCAGGCCAAUGAGGAGGGAAUAUUACUGUGUGCAGCCAUCUCAGAAAACAGUGUCCUCACCCACAUCCCCCGUCUUGGUCCAUACAACACACAACAUCUGCUGGGUUUUUUAAACACUCUUUACAGGGACAUAAUCCCUGAGAAUGAGACCAUUUGGACAAGUGUUGUUCUCUUCCUGGAGGUGGAAGCCGGUGGCGACUUUGCCUGGGGACGCUCCGGCUGUGGCAGCAGCCUCUCUGGUGAGGGCGGCCCGGUGGAAGUGGCCGAUCAGGGUACUCCUGCUGUAAAAGAGGUGGGGACGGCGGCGAGGCCGGUCACACUACCUCAGUUUGUCCCAUUCUCUGUUGAGUCCACUCCUGGCUCAAAAGUGGAAGCCAGACUGAAAGUCCGUUUAGCUCGUUUUCAGUUAGAAAAAGAGGAGCGGGAGCGUGAUUUUCAGUUUCGCAGGGAGUUGGAAUUAAAAAAGUUAGAGGCGGACACAGCUGUUAGGCUGCGCCAAGUUGAGCUUCAGGCUCGUACUACUCCUGCUGGCGAGGCUCCACCUGUGUCACUUCCAUCCAUCACUUUCGAUGUGACUAAACACAUUUCCUUGGUCCCUGUAUUUCGUGAGGCAGAGGUAGAAACUUAUUUCGGCGCCUUUGAGCGUAUUGCCGCUGCAUUACGCUGGCCAGAGGAUGUGUGGGCUAUUUUGCUACAAUGCAGGUUGACAGGUAGAGCUCAGGAGGCCUGCUCCUCCUUGUCCGUGGAGGAUGGUCUCAAUUAUGACAAAGUUAAAGGUGCUAUUCUGCGGGCAUAUGAGCUGGUACCUGAGGCGUACAGACAGCGAUUUCGAAAUCUUCGUAAGACAUCCAACCAGACCCAUAUUGACUUUGCCAGAGAGAAGGGCAUUCUCUUCGACCGGUGGUGUGCGGCCUGUAAGGCUGACAAUUUUGCCUCGGUGCGCGAACUUAUGUUGCUGGAGGAAUUUAAAAGUUGUGUUUCUGAGCGUACUGCUGUAUAUCUGAACGAACAGAAAGUGUCCACCUUGCAGCAGGCUGCUACCUUGGCAGAUGAGUUUGCGCUCACACACAAAAGUGUAUUGGCUAAACGUGAGUCUUCUCGGGAGGUUUUGCUGAAGUCUGGUUCGCAGGUGUCAGGAGCUGCUGUUCCUUCUGUUUCCAAAGCUGAUCGGAAAUGUUUUUAUUGUCAUAAGUCGGGUCAUUUGAUCGCGGAUUGUGUUGCCUGGAAGUGUAAGCAGCCUGUUGCGAGGCCACCAAAAGGCGUGGGGCUUAUUAAAACGUCCAUCAGUAGCGAGACCGUAGUGUCAGAGGUUCCUGAAGACUGUUUUAGGCCUUUCAUAUUCAAGUGUUGGGUGUCUCUUGCGGGACAGGCCAGGGACCAGCGCCUAGUGACUGCGCUGCGUGACACUGCCUGCUCGCAGUCCCUCAUUUUGUCCAGUGUGUUGCCAUCUGGUGCUGAGUCUGACGCCAGUGCUGUGGUAAGGGGGAUUGAGAUGGGUUUCAUUCCCGCCCCUCUGCACCGAAUCCAUGUGCAGUCGGAUCUGGCAACUGGUUAUUUUCAUGUGGGGGUUCGCCCGUGUUUUCCUAUUAGUGGUGUCGAUUUCAUCAUGGGUAAUGAUAUUGCUGGCGGAAAGGUUUAUCCUGUUCCUAAGGUCGUUGCUGAGCCCAUUCCAGAGACUUAUCCUGAUGAGUUGGCUGAAAAACAUCCUGAUGUGUUUAUGGUUAGUGUGCUAACAAGAGCUAAGGCCCGUGGGCAGGCUCAGGACCAGGAGGUUGAUUUGGCCGAUUCUCUGUUUCUAUCUGUUCUCUCCCAGGAUGAGCUGCCCCCUGGUGGUGGUUCAGAGGACGGUGGGUUCAGAAAACCUGAACAGGGUGGGGAGCCUGUUGCUUCUGUUGCUCUUGCGGCUCCCUUACCACUUAAUCGUGAGGCUCUCAUUGCUGCCCAGCAAACAGAUCAAUCCUUGGCUAAAUGUAUGGCUGCUGCUGUGAAGGAAUCCAGUGAGUGUACAUCUAAGCAACCAUAUUUUCUUGACGAUGGUGUCCUGAUGCGCAGGUGGGCUUCACAAUCAGGCAGAGCAGCAGUUGAGCUUGGUGAGGAUUGGGGGUGGUCCAUCAGAUAGUCCUUCCUGUUAAUUGUCGCCAGCAUGUGCUGAAGUUGGCCCAUGAACAUUUGUGGUCUGGUCACCUGGGGGUAACUAAGACCUAUCAUCGAGUCCUCCGGCAUUUCUUUUGGCCCGGUUUAAAGGAUGAUGUGACGAAUUUUUAUAAGUGUUGCAAUACUUGUCAGAUUGUAGGGAAACCGAAUCAGCCUGUUCCCCCUGCUCCUCUUCGUCCUGUUCCAGCCGUUGGUGAGCCUUUCGAGCAUGUGACUGUUGAUUGUGUGGGUCCAUUGCCUAGAACUAAGGCUGGCAACCAGUUCAUGUUAACAAUGAUGUGUGUCUCCACUCGGUUUCCUGAGGCUGUCCCUUUGCGAAAAAUUACAGCACCAGCGGUCACGAAGGCACUGCUGAAGUUUUUCACUCUGUUUGGUUUGCCGAGGGUGGUGCAAACUGACCAGGGAACUAAUUUUCUUUCCAAGGUCUUUAAUGAGACCCUGCAGUCUCUGGGUAUUGGUCAUUCUGUGUCGAGUGCUUACCAUCCCGAGUCUCAAGGUGCGCUUGAACGGUGGCAUCAAACUUUAAAAUCUAUGUUGAGUAAAUUUUGUCAUGACAGUGGUAAAGACUGGGAUGAGGGGGUACCAUUUGUAUUGUUUGCCAUUAGAGAUGCAAAGCAGGAGUCCCUGGGGUUCAGCCCAGCAGAGCUAGUAUUUGGGUACAAUGUGCGAG